AUGGAUAUCGACCAGACAGGAACUGAAACCAAAACGAUGGAGACUACAUCAGGUUCAAGUGACUCUGUCUUGCGUCUCACGCAAAGCUUGAAACCUACUGAAUCUACAUCAACAAAUUUUGCCUUGUCCAACACGGCGACAACAAAAUACAAAGGUGUGGUUCAACAGCAGAACGGUCAUUGGGGGGCUCAGAUUUACGCAAACCACAAAAGGAUUUGGCUCGGUACGUUCAAGUCCGCUGCUGAAGCCGCCGCAGCUUACGAUAGCGCAUCCAUCAAGCUCCGAAGCUUCGACGCUAACUCGCACCGAAACUUUCCUUGGUCUGAUUUAACGGUCCACGAACCGGACUUUCAAGUUCGCCACACAACAGAAGCUGUGUUGAACAUGAUCAGAGACGGUUCUUACCAACACAAGUUCAGAGAUUAUCUCAGAGUCAAAUCUCAGUUUGUCGCCAACAUCAACAUCGUGGGAUCAAAACAGAGCCGAGGAGGAGGAGGAGAAGGAGGACAAGAAUCAAACAAGUGUUUCACGUGGAUGCUUCUUUUUCAGAAGCAGUUGACACCGAGCGAUGUUGGAAAACUGAAUAGGCUUGUGAUACCUAAGAAGUAUGCAGUGAAGCAUUUACCUUUCAUAAGCGAUGAUCAAAACGAGAGAGAAGAAGGAGAAGUGGGAGGAUCUGUGGACGAUGUUGAGGUUGUGUUUUAUGAUAAGGCAAUGAGACAAUGGAAGUUUAGGUAUUGUUACUGGAGAAGUAGCCAGAGCUUUGUCUUCACCAGAGGAUGGAAUGGUUUUGUCAAGGAGAAGAAUCUCAAGGAGAACGAUGUUAUCGUCUUUUACAAUUGCGAUGUCCCCAGCAAUGUCAAGACAUUAGAAGGUCAGAGCAACAACUUCUUGAUGAUCGAUGUUCAAUACUUUUCAGGCAAUGGUUUCGUGGAUCCCAAGGGAUUAAACAAGACGGCUCAUGAGAUUUCUGAUGAAGAAAUGAAAACAGGAAACGUCUUUGAUCCCAAGUUAGAAGAUAAAGGUACCAAAUCAGAGGAGAAGAAAGGAGGGUUUAUGCUGUUUGGUGUUAUGAUCCAAUAGCUAUUUCGAUAUUAUAGGGAUAUAUUUAAUAUCUUAAUUAGAGUUUGGUUUUGAUUUGUAC
This is a messenger RNA of Eutrema salsugineum, 1144 nucleotides long. RefSeq names its product AP2/ERF and B3 domain-containing transcription factor At1g51120. The record is from RefSeq and is a predicted model, not a curated record. The transcript has a single exon. Gene Ontology annotation, molecular function: DNA binding; DNA-binding transcription factor activity. Gene Ontology annotation, biological process: regulation of DNA-templated transcription. NCBI's taxonomy places the organism in Eukaryota, Viridiplantae, Streptophyta, Magnoliopsida, Brassicales, Brassicaceae. The coding region runs from base 1 to 1083 and encodes 360 amino acids.